Messenger RNA from Anopheles aquasalis, 2360 nucleotides. RefSeq names its product zinc finger MYND domain-containing protein 11. Gene Ontology annotation, biological process: regulation of signal transduction; regulation of transcription elongation by RNA polymerase II. Gene Ontology annotation, molecular function: transcription corepressor activity. The record is from RefSeq and is a predicted model, not a curated record. Gene Ontology annotation, cellular component: nucleus. Lineage: Eukaryota; Metazoa; Arthropoda; Insecta; Diptera; Culicidae.
CGUACUUUUCUGAUAAAAAUUGGCGGCCAUUGAGAUAAGAAUUUCAACAGGGUGAAGCUGAGGGAAGCACAAAGCCAAAAAUGUGGUGCAUGCCCGCGCAAGACACCCGAAUAGAUGUGAUAACACAGGCAUGGAACAUCCUCUGCGAUGCUCCGAAGAACCGAGUGGAGAAAUCGCGACUGGUGAAGCAGGUGCUGAAAUUUUGCAGUGCUGAUCUGAACGUUUCGGAUAUCGAGAAGCAACUGUCGGUGGCCAAAGCGGAGGGUUUGCUGCAAGAGACGAGCACCCCGACACGGCGUAGCAGCAACAAUUCGAAACCAGCCUUCACGCAGUGGUACACGCUUCCGGCAUGGCAGGAACACACAUUUUUCGCCGAUCUGCACGAUCGCUGGUGCUACGAAUGUCACACGUCCAAGCAGGAAAAUAUGAUAAAGUGCUGUAGCUGUUUGCGCAGCUUCCACUCCCAUUGCGUCAAAUCGUUUCUCGAGAAACAGCUCGAAUUGGAACGGUUCGUUUCGGAUAAGCGCAUCACCUUUUCAUCGUACGGUGCUAGCGACAGCCGCUCCGCUAGCCGUCAGUCGGUCCAGUCACCGGUUACCACGGUGACGACCGAGCGGGAAAGCACCACUUCAACGAUGGAUGGUUCCGAAUCGCCCACGGUGGAACCGAACCUGGGCGAGAGUGUGGCCGAACCAGAGGAUACGGAGGAUGGAGAGAAAUUCCGCACCACAGCCGGCACAUCACCGCAGCUCAACAGCGUCAAGCAGGAGGAUUCCAUGGAAACCAUCCCGAUUCUGCUCGCCGAUGGAGCACAGUUUGUUGGCGUUGUACGGUCUCCCGAUCGGCUGUUGAGCCAGCGGCUUAACCAGCCCCCCGUGAAACCGGAAGAUGAUGGCCCAAUGGAGCUAUCGGAUAAUGAGGAUAUGAUGAUGAUCAGCUGCUUCCCUUGUCGGCUGCUGCAAAACCCCUCGAAGCUGAAGACUUCGAAGGAGGAGCUGAACUAUUUGCUGAAUUUCGUAGUGAAAUCUCAUGAAUCAUGGCUUCCUGAGGAUACGUUCUCGAAGAAUAAGCUGGCGAAAUCGCACAAACCACCACUGCAUCCAACCACGAUCGAGAUCUGCAAAAAGAUGAUACUAAGCCUCCCGAAAUCGCUGGCCGACAUCCACGAGACAAUUGCACAACAACGAUAUACCAUGAUCGAACAGUUUCUGGUUGAUCUACGGGACAUCGUCCACAAUAUGGGCAUCAUCUAUGGGGCAUUGUCGGUGGAGUAUGAUGCAGCGCUAUAUCUGCUUGCCAAUUGCCAGUACGAUACCGACGAGCUACGCCGAUGUACGGACUGCUUCCGACAUUCGAAUGAGAAAAUUGAACCGCACUGGUUUGCCAGACCCUGUACCUACCGGCAUGAGGUAGUGUUUGCCAAGCAGAAAAGCUUCCAGUACUGGCCAGCGAAGGUCCUGCUGGUCACGAACGACAAGUACGAUGUGCGCUUCUUCGGCAAACCGCAUUCGCGGGCCCUGUUGCAGUCGCAGUUUGUGAAGCCAAUCGACUCGGAUCAAGCGAUGCUCAAGAUUAACCCGAAGCGUCCCGGGUUCAAGCAAGCGAUGCAGGAGCUUCAUAUGUACCUGGCUCUUCAGGAUGGGCCAAGGCAAAGCUUUGCCUUUGGAACAACUUCUUCCCGUAUCGCUGCAAUCGAAAACACACCAGAAGUUGCAUCACCGUCAGUACCAGUUGCACCGGGUCGUAGCACUCCAGUCAGAGGAAGGGCGUCGAAACGACGACUAAGUCCACCCUUAACCGGUAACCUGAGGGGAGCGAAGAAGACGGCUAAUGGCCCACUAGUGCAUGUGGACAAUCCCGCAGCCACACCCGCCAACAGAUAUGAAGAACCAAUGCAUACGCAAAACCAAUCCUCUUUCGUUGAUAAUAACAACAUCACGGAUACGGUGUCUCAAUCGCCCCUCGGCAGCAACGCACCGAUCCGGUUGCCACGAACGAAGCAAAACCUAAGAAUGCAGCAGCGCAAUACCGAUUGGGUAAAAGAGAAACUUGAUAAUGCACACGAUCUGGAAACUGCCAAGAAUGUGGCCAUAAAAUUAAUCACCGAUAUGCGAUCGAAGAUGACCGAGAGGGAUCAACAGCUGCGGGCGGAGAUUGAGGAGCUCAAGAAAAGAUGUGCGGAAGCGAAAAGCAAACGAUGGUGUAGCGUAUGUAAUGAGGAGGCCUUUCUGGAAUGCUGCUGGACAACGGCCUACUGUUCGCUGGAUUGCAAGCAAAGGCACUGGGCCGAACACCGUAGUGCGCACAGUCAGCAGCCUACAACGCGGGUGCGUCUGCAGCCGUCGAAAUGAAUCUUCUUU